Molecule: messenger RNA, 1047 nt
Organism: Mycotypha africana
Lineage: Eukaryota; Fungi; Mucoromycota; Mucoromycetes; Mucorales; Mycotyphaceae
Product: N-terminal glutamine amidase-domain-containing protein
Exons: 6
Coding region: 226-882 (218 amino acids)
Cellular component (GO): cytosol; nucleus
Molecular function (GO): protein-N-terminal asparagine amidohydrolase activity; protein-N-terminal glutamine amidohydrolase activity
Source: RefSeq, a predicted model, not a curated record
CCAACUAUUUACAAAAAAAAAAUCCUGCUGCCAUAAUUAACAAGCCGCAGGAAUAAUCUUUCGGUUACGUCAAGUUUACACAAAGGCACCACAUGUUGCCUUUCGCUUUGUGGAAUAAAACCCAACAUCUACGCUCUCACUAUAACGAUAGACAACUAGAUAGUAUAAUCCACUUUGAACUCUUAUUAUACAAUCAAUAAUUGUUAGUACUGCAACUUUUACUUUAUGGCUGCGAGACAACAAUCUUCACAAAGCGGCAGAAGCAUUUUUCCGACCUUCUCCUUUGAAGAGUUUCGAUGUCUUGACCUCAGUAAGCAGGAUCUGCUUUAUACACCGUGUUACUGCGAGGAAAAUAUAUAUAUGCUAUGUAGAGAAAUUCAACGCAGAGACUAUAAGUUAUUUAAAGGAUGUUCAGUUAUUUUCGUCAGCAACGAAUUCAAAACAGUAGCGCUAUGGCAACAACUUGCUGGUCAUGGCGAAGAGCAUGUCGUCAUUUGGGAUUAUCAUGUGUUUCUUUAUUACUGCAAUGAGGAUAAGUCGUUCGUUUACGACUUUGAUACAACAUUGCCUUUUCCUUGCCCAGCAGAGGUGUAUAUUUCUAAAACGUUCCAACCUAAUGCAGCAGUUGACAAACGAUACAGACCCAAGUUCAGAUUGUUAUCAGCUGAGGUUUACUUAGAGCACUUCGAAUCUGACAGAAGUCAUAUGCUUAAUGAAGAUGGAAUGUUUGUAAAACCCCCACCAGCUUAUCCUCCAAUAACUAAAGGUCUACAUAACUUGAAUAAGUACAUCACAAUGAAUCCAGAAAUGAAUAACGCGGAUGAAAGCAAGUAUGGGAAAGUAGUCUCUUUCGAAGAGUUUUAUACGACAGUUUGCACUUGAUAAAGUAUUGUGACACAUGCUCAUACACAUCUCUUACGAAAUAUCAAUAUUUUGGUUCUACUUCACCCUCUUUUCGAUAAUGUUUGAUAGCUUCUGCCAGAGCAGUCUCAGACACUCGAUGCUGCAUCAAAAAUUGACCAUUUAAAUGGAGAACUGGUAUAUCGA